This is a messenger RNA of Atta colombica, 809 nucleotides long. RefSeq names its product proteasome assembly chaperone 2-like. Lineage: Eukaryota; Metazoa; Arthropoda; Insecta; Hymenoptera; Formicidae. The record is from RefSeq and is a predicted model, not a curated record. Gene Ontology annotation, cellular component: cytosol; nucleus. The transcript is spliced from 2 exons. The coding region runs from base 69 to 809 and encodes 246 amino acids. Gene Ontology annotation, biological process: proteasome assembly.
UGACAUAUCGCCUUGUAAUAUUUACCUCAUAUUUCAACUCUGAAAUAGUAAUAUUAUUAAAUGUGAAAAUGAUUGAAUUAAUGCAGGAUAUUGAUUUGGAGAAUUAUACGCUCAUCUUACCAUCGGUAGCGGUUGGAAACGUUGGACAACUGUCUGUUGAUUUACUCAUUUCGAAUCUUAACCUUCCAAAAGUCGGUCAAAUUUUUAGCGCGUCAUUCAUACCUAUUGUUGGCGCAAACGCCUAUCAUGAGCAUUCGAAUGAGCUUAUCACGACGAUUGAUAUUUACGCGGGGAUCAAGGAACGUAUUGUCGUUAUACAGAUCCGAUCGCCGUAUGUUGGAGAACUUUUAGAAUUUUUCAACGAAAUUACGCAAUUUGUCACCGAGAGAAAAAUAGCUAAAGUAAUAAUUCUUGCAAGCAGUCAUGAUUAUGUAAAAAGAGAAGUCCAACCGCAGCAUCUUAAGUUGAGAUAUGUUGCCUCUCCUAGUAUACAGUCUCAGACUGGUAAACUCUUUGAUGACCUCAACUGGAUUCCGCAUAAACCGAAAGACGUGACUGGAGAGGAAAGAUUGCAGAUACCAGGGGGUGGAUUUGCUAAGAGCAUCUUCAACUUUCUGUCUAAUGCUAACAUUCCUUGUGCUAUCUUAUUCAAAUUCUGUUCUGAAGGGGAUAAUAUAGAAGAUGCAAUAGCUCUGGUGUGCUAUUUAGAUCAAUGGAUAUGUGUAUUAGAAUCAAGCAGUAAUAAUUUGAAGUAUCCACCGUCUUGGAAACACUUAUUUGGGAAGCCACCAUCACAGGAUAUGUAUUGA